CCUUGCAUAUGUUUGUAAAUACGAGCUGCAGACACGUUGAUUUGUUUUGUGCUGUUUAAUUAAAUUCGGUUUUUUGGCGUUCAAGAAAGCCUGAAGAUGUCGAGUUUGGAAUUCACCCAAAUGUCCGUUAUUGACGAGCACACCGAAGCGGAUUUUCGAUCAAUACCCGGCACUUCUGGGGCCCAUGUACCACAAGGCGGUUACGGAGAUUUUCAUUUAAGGGAGGGUGUUCAUCGCAAAGAAUCUGGAAAAAGGGGGAGGAAACCAGGCAGAAAAUCGGCGGAAAAAGUGGACAUGAAAGCAAAAUUAGAAAGGAGCCGUCAAAGUGCCAGAGAAUGUAGGGCCCGUAAAAAGUUACGUUACCAAUAUUUAGAAGAACUUGUUAAUGACAGAGAACAGGCUGUUUUGGCUCUUAGAAAAGAACUGGAUAUGUAUUUGAGAUGUGCGGCAGAGAUGGACGCAGGUAGACUCCCUGAGGCACUCCAAAAACUACUUAUAGACUAUGGCGUACUAAAACAGGAAUAGGCUAUAUUCAUAUUAUUAAUCCAAAAAUAAAAAAAUCAUUCAGACUUGUACAGGGAUUUUUAAGCAUCUUCUUGUUUUGGUAUUUUGUGAUAUACUUUUAUCAUUUUAUUGGAUGAAUUGUUUUACCAUUUAUUGUUUUUUGUUUUAAGAAAAUACUAUUUUUAUUGUUGAAUUAAGGAAAUGUAUGUUAACUGCAUUGAGAGAAAUAUAAUAUAUUUUAUUACCGAGA
This is a messenger RNA of Brassicogethes aeneus, 754 nucleotides long. The record is from the annotation of a GenBank genome assembly. Lineage: Eukaryota; Metazoa; Arthropoda; Insecta; Coleoptera; Nitidulidae.